CUGUGCAGUACUGUACACAUGACACUUCGUCUAACGUGCUAUGGCAGCUGAACGCAGUUUUGAGCGGGAGGAAGUUCUAGCAGAAGGAAGGUCAAGUCGUUCGGACGCGCAAUUUGACGAGACUGUCGGUCACAUAGAGGACAUCAUUGUCAGUCAAGAGUUUGAAGACUUGCAGAAUGAGUUCAUGGAGAAACAUUAUCAUGAAUUCGAGGAUGUCGAAGAGAACAAACUUGUCUACACAACUAUUUUUAAAGAAUAUACAUCACUAGUUGAGACACGUAUAGAUAAAGAACUGCAGAGAAGAAUGCGUGACUUUCAAAUAGAUCGUUUCCUAAAGAAUCUCGAGCAGAGGAAGGAUGAAAUAGAUGAACAAAUAUGUGACAUGUUACUGACAUUCACUGACUUCUUGAGAUUCAAACAAAUGAUGUUGGACUACAAGAAGACAAAAGAGGGUUUAGUACCGGAUCUCGAAGGACUCGUCAUUACAUCUCAAUUUAAAGAAAGCAAAGAGACGUCAUCGUUAGACCCUGAUUCCUAACUUGGUAUAGCACGCCAAAUAUCGUAAUCAAAGUUAAUUAAUGUGAUAGUUAUAGUAUGAUACGAAAUACUUGCAGUGCUCGCUAUGCUGCAUCUUUGCUACCAGACAGGGUUGUGUUGACAGAGAUGAAAAUAAUGAUUGAGUAAAGAUAGUUCAAGCAUUUGCCAAUGC
This is a messenger RNA of Corticium candelabrum, 709 nucleotides long. Its product is annotated as ADP-ribosylation factor-like protein 2-binding protein. Lineage: Eukaryota; Metazoa; Porifera; Homoscleromorpha; Homosclerophorida; Plakinidae. The record is from RefSeq and is a predicted model, not a curated record. Gene Ontology annotation, cellular component: mitochondrial intermembrane space. Gene Ontology annotation, biological process: positive regulation of tyrosine phosphorylation of STAT protein; maintenance of protein location in nucleus. The coding region runs from base 41 to 538 and encodes 165 amino acids. The transcript has 6 exons.